AUGUCUCCUUCCACCAGAUCUGGAAAGACUUACUCAGAGGCUUCUUCUGUAACCAGCAGCAGACGAUCCAGUACAACUCGGAGCGUCCACGAAGGGAAAAGACAACCUCGGAGCAUCGCGCGAAAAGACGGCGACCCCCUCGAAGCUGGACAAAUCAAUCCCACCUUCAAAAGUCAGCUCAAACCCUCCUCAGUCGAAGGCAACAAGCCCAACGUUGAAACCAACCUCGCCGAAGCUGUUCGACUUACCAGGCAAGAAAAAGACCCUAUCGACGACUCCCAAGAAAUCGCCGGCGAAAACCGCCGCAAAACCAUCGGCACUAUUCCUACCAACGAAAGCACCGGCAAAGCUAAUCCCAACCCAGCCAUCAUCAGAGAAGGCCAAGAAGAGACAAGCUAUAGCGGUGGUCAUACCAAUGUCAACCUCGUCGAGACGACCAACGCCGACCAUUUCAGAUCCACCGGCAGACACCCGAGUCAUAACCAACCGGAGGAUCUAGACCCGAACGAAGGAGCGGAUCCUUCAAUGGAUAUAGAACCAAUGAAGCUAAACGAGGUCGAAGACCAAGCUUGCAGAAUCUACCGCCAGCAGUUUCACAUGUACGAAACGGCGAAGAAAGCAAACCAGCACGCCGACGCAACGAGAGCGCUGACAGAGUGCCAGCGCUCGUACCGCAACAUAUCCAAGAAACUGACCUGGCAGUUUGCUCUCUCCAUCAACAACGGAUGGAAUCCAUUCAAGGAGGCCAAAUCGGCCAAAUUACUAGCGAAGUUGGAAGGACGAGCGCAGCCGACGGAAAGCGGGUCUCGACCCUCCGGGAGUUACACCUCCUCCAACAACCAACGCGGGAAAAGGCCAGCAGAGACAGACCUCAACAAGAUCGGCAAGAUACCGAAGCUCGACACCUCCUGGCGAGAAACAAUGGCGGCAGCCAGAGCCUUACAGCAAGCCAGAGCUCAGAUAUUAGAAGAGUUACGCAAGGAGGAGGAAGCCUCCAAGCGCCGCAAGAAAGACUAG
This is a messenger RNA of Puccinia graminis f. sp. tritici CRL 75-36-700-3, 1017 nucleotides long. RefSeq lists its product as uncharacterized. The record is from RefSeq and is a predicted model, not a curated record. Bases 1 to 1017 code for a protein of 338 amino acids. The transcript is spliced from 3 exons. Lineage: Eukaryota; Fungi; Basidiomycota; Pucciniomycetes; Pucciniales; Pucciniaceae.